CUUUUCGAAGAAUGUCAUUUGGCUUAUGUAAUGCACCCGGAACUUUCCAACGGUGUAUGAUGGCUAUAUUCUCUAAUCUUAUUGAAGAAAUCAUGGAGGUAUUCAUGGAUGAUUUCUCUGUCUAUGGGACCUCAUUCGACUCGUGCUUGGAUAAUCUUGAUAAAGCAUUGACUCGUUGCCAAGAGGCAAAUCUUGUCCUAAACUGGGAGAAGUGCCAUUUCAUGGUAACAGAAGGAAUUGUUCUUGGGCAUAAGAUUUCAUCCAAAGGCAUUGAGGUAGAUCCAGCAAAGAUUGAAGUGAUCGAGAAGUUACCACCGCCAACAUCUGUUAAAGGCAUCCGAAGCUUUUUAGGGCAUGCUGGAUUCUAUCGGCGUUUCAUCAAGGAUUUUGCUAAUAUUGCAAAACCACUCACAAGACUCCUAUCCAAAGAGGUUGAAUUUAUCUUUGAUGAUGCUUGUCUUAAUUCUUUUUGUAAAAUUAAGAAAGCAUUAUGUUCUGCACCUAUCAUUCAACCACCAGAUUGGAGCAUGCCUUUCAUCCUAAUGUGUGACGCCAGUGAUUAUGCUGUAGGAGCCAUGUUGGGACAGAAACAAGGUCGUUGCAUACAUGCAAUUUAUUAUGCAAGUCAUACUCUCGAUGAUGCUCAACAAAACUAUGCCACAACAGAAAAAGAGCUACUCGCAGUUGUCUUUGCCAUAGAGAAGUUCAGGUCAUAUCUUGUUGGAAGCAAAGUGAUAGUUUACACUGAUCACUCAGCUCUAAAGUACCUAUUUGCAAAGAAGGAGGCCAAGCCACGACUUAUUAGAUGGGUGUUGCUACUGCAAGAGUUUGACAUCGAGAUCCUUGACAAAAAGGGGUCUGAAAAUGUCAUCGCUGAUCACCUGUCCAGAAUUGAGUCACACACAGAAAAUAAAGCGACCAGAGAAUUACCCAUUGAUGAUUCAUUCACGGGAGAAUAUUUGCUCUCUGUCAAGCACUUUUCUCCUUGGUAUGCUGAUUGGGUUAAUUACCUGGUCAGUGGUUAUAUUCCCUCCGAAUUCUCGUGGUCCCAAAAGAAAAAGUUCUUACAUGAUGCUCGCUCUUAUUUUUGGGAUGAACCACUAUUGUUCAAGAGAUGUGCUGAUGGAAUUGUUCGAAGAUGCAUUCCAGAAGAUGAGUUUGAGGCUAUCCUUUAUCAUUGUCAUUCAUCACCAUAUGGUGGUCAUUUCGGAUCCACAAGGACGUCAGCUAAAGUCCUACAGUCAGGUUUCUAUUGGCCUACAUUGUUCAAAGAUUCUCAAAUGUACGUGAAAAGAUGUGAUCGAUGCCAACGCACAGGAUCUAUUGGUCGCCGAAAUGAAAUGCCACAAUCCGGAAUACUUGAAGUUGAACUCUUUGAUGUAUGGGGAAUGGACUUUAUGGGACCAUUUCCUAGCUCAUGUGGCAAUUCUUACAUUCUUGUGGUUGUGGACUAUGUUUCAAAAUGGAUUGAAGCGAUUGCUAGUCCAACAAAUGAUUCCAAGGUUGUGAUCCGGUUUGUGAAGAAAUUUAUUUUCUCAAGGUUUGGAGUUCCGAGGGCCUUCAUCACAGAUAAUGGUACACACUUCUGCAAUAAGCAACUUGAAAAACUUUUGCUCAAGUAUGGUGUUAAUCACAAAGUGUCUACUCCGUACCAUGCACAAACUAGUGGCCAAGUUGAACUCUCAAAUAGGGAAAUCAAAUCAGUCCUUGAGAAAGUUGUCAAUCCCACAAGGAAAGAUUGGUCCCUCCGACUUGAUGAUGCUUUAUGGGCCUAUCGUACUGCAUAUAAGACUCCUAUUGGCACAUCACCGUUCAAAUUGGUGUAUGGGAAGUCUUGUCACUUACCAGUGGAGAUUGAACACAAAGCAUUUUGGGCUAUCCAAAGCCUAAACCUUGACUCCACUCUGGCGGGGCAAAAGAGGUUGUUACAACUAAAUGAACUUGAAGAAUUCAGACUUGAUGCCUUUGAGAAUGCCCGGCUCUACAAGGAAAGAGCAAAGAAAUGGCACGAUGGGAGAAUCCUUAGGAGAGACUUUUCUCCUGGAGAUAGUGUGCUACUAUUCAACUCAAGGCUAAAACUCUUUCCAGGAAAGCUGAAAUCAAAAUGGUCUGGACCUUUCAAAGUUAUCAAAGCCUAUCCAUCCGGGGCAAUCAUUCUGGAGGGAAAUGAUGGGAGGCAAUUUACUGUCAAUGGCCAAAGAGUUAAGCAAUAUCAUGAAGGAGAUGACACAAAGGAGAAACUCACUGUUGAUCUGGACAAUCCUCCUUACGAGUAAAACACUCAGGUAAUGUCGGGCACACGACAUUAAAAAUAGCGCUUCUUGGGAGGCAACCCAAGUUUAUUUACUUGCAUUUGAAUGUGUGUUUUGUUUGUGUGUUUGCAUUGCAUUUUUUUUUCCACCCAUUUACUCACCCGCCCUGUAUAUAUUUGUCCCAUCGAGGACGAUGUUUCAUCCUAAGUGUGGGGGGAGAAUAUGCAUGUUUGUUUGUUUGCUUGUGAAUUGCCUUAUCAUCUGUUUAACUUACAAAUCAUGCAUUCUAUUCUUUCACAUGGUAUGUGGAUUGUUGGCGGGACUUGUCUCUUAAUAAUUGGAUUGAGAAUCAUAAUUUUGAGUGUUGAGUAAAAUUUUGGUCAAAUUUUAAACUUUGUACAGACACAAUACAUCUCAUGCACGCAAAUGGUUAUCUAGUGAAAUUGUUGUUCAACAUGUUUAAGAUUGUGCAAAACAAGAGUGCUGUGUGCUUUUAUUUUCCUUGACAUGAUCUUCUCACUUAGCACAUUAGGAAAUGAUAUAGGCCAUUUUUCAAAAAAAAAAAAACCAUAUACCUAGCCUUACCCAUGUGAUAAAUAUCCCUUGUUCACCCCUUUGAGCCAUUUCUUGUAAUAAGCGUUAUACGCUUAACCCUAUUUUUGUUAUUUUCUUUCAUGACAACCCGUUAUAUGUGAACCUUAACCUAAAAGCCAAACACUUUCCAUCCACCCUAGAAUGAACUUGCAUAAAUUUUAAUGAUUUUAGAGAGUGUCAUUCACCUUAAGGGAGCUUCAUUUACACUUUUGUGAUUACUUAGUUGUUAAUAUUCAUUUAUAGGGGUAGUUGUUCUUGUUGUAUCAUCAUUGUACAUAUUAUUCUUGUAAAUUCUUACUGUUAGAAGCAUGAAAUAAGCCUUGAAAAAAAAAAUCAAAAAAAAAAUGAAAAAGAAAAAAAAAAUAAAAAAAAAAAAGAAAAAAAAAAGAAGAACAAGGCUAAAUGUCAAUGUAUAUGCUUCUCUCUUUUGUAUAUUUUUCUUGUACAUUAAAUUACUCUUUUUACUACCCCUAACUGUUGAAAAAAGAACAAGUGUUGUAUAGAUAUUUGUCAAAAGCUUCUACUCACUUCUUAGUACCUCUUUAAAUUUGUUAAAUUUAUGACAAGUUCAUUUCUUUUGUUUCCUCAUUAACUCCCUUUGUUCAUAAGCCUUUUCCCACAGACCCCAUUAUAACCCAAUGUGAAAAGUCCUAAUUGAUCUUAAUUGUGUUUUGUCUGAAAUAAGUUGAUAGGAAAAUCUUAUUUUGCAUAAUUUUGCAUGGUUGAACAAACGAAGCUAGAUUCCAUUUUCACAUCACACACUUUGCGUUUGUUAGAGUUAAGGUUUGACCAAAACAUUUCAGAUGAUAUGCAAAAUAUUUUUAUGAUUCUCACUACUCUUAUUUUGUGACAAGUCAAGGGAAUUUGAUUGAUCAGGUGGAGUGAAAGAAAAGUGUGCAUGAUUUGAAGGUUAUACAUAUGAUUUGGCAAUUCAUUUUUGCUUGCUUGUAAAUAUUUUUGCUUGAGGACAAGCAAAAUCUUAAGUAUGGGGGAGUUGAUGUACUCAUAAUUUACCAUAUUUAUGAUCUUGUUUUGUCACACUUUUAAUAUUUUAUAUCUCAUUUUUAAAUAAAAAGGAUUGAUUUUUAUCAUCUUGGACAUUUUAAGGUAUUGCACUUGUUUUGGUAUAUUUUGUCAAUUUCAGGGCAAUUCGGGUUGUAAAUUAAUUUCUGAAAAGAAAUAAAUAUUACUCCCGAGUGAAGACAGAAAAAUCAUCAAAGUGAACCGGAUCAUUACUUUAACUCCGAAAUAUUUAUCAAGAGACUCGAAAUACAUUUCAGAAUAAGCCAGACUGCCCGCAAUAAAAUGUACCGGUUAACUGGUGACCAGUUAACUGAUCAAACAGUCAACCGGUCAAUACAACAAAUGGCCGAAAAGAGCCAAAGUCUGGCUGAUUGGCUGAGUGGGUGAUUACAUUUUAUCCAUACUCAUUAUGUACGUAUGAAGCUCCACCGUAGAAACAAAAAAAACUCCAAAGAAGAAAUACAAAGGACAUUGUAUUGAAUUAUUGAUUGAGCUUGAAGAGACCGGCGAGCUACUGCAAUUGUCUUCAUCAUCUUUCACUCCGCAAUCAAAAAGAUCCAGAACAGUAGCAAACGAAGAAAAAAUGCACAAUUGAUUGAUACUAUUUGCAGAAAGAAAUCAAGAAGGUGGCAAUCAAAUCUCAUGAAGAUGGAAGUGAAAGUCAACCAAAAUUUAUUUUCAGCACCUUCAUUUUAGGAGUUUUGAUGCUCUAACCCCUUCUUCCACUUCUAUUUAAAGGGCCAUCCAUGAGCUGCAAAAGACACCAAUUUGGAGAGAAAUCUUCUUCCUCUUUUCUUUAGCUUUGUUCAUAGUAGUAGUCAUAUAAUAAAAGUGAUUCUGUCAAGAACACUUUCUGUAAAUUUCAGUUCGUAAUUUCCAUUUCCAGAAUUUUAGUUCUUUAAUUUCAACAAUCAAGUUCAUUUGGGAAGUAUCAGCCAGAAUCAUUCUCAGCUUAAGGAUUUCACUUUCUCUAUUCCAUCUCAUUAUUUAUGCCAUCAGGUACCUCUUCAGCUCUUCGAACGCUUCCUGGCACUCCGUCGUCCACUUGAAGCUGUUGGCUUUACGCAUGAUCUGGAAGAAGGGGAGUGCCCUUUCGGAUGACCUGGAGAGGAAACGGUUCAGGGCCGCCAGGCGCCCCGUCAGACGUUGUACUUCCUUGACGUUGCGGGGCGGCUCCAUGUUGAUGAUAGCCUGUGUCUUCUCCGGGUUUAUCUCGAUGCCUCUCCGACUGACCAUGUAGCCGAGGAACUUGCCACCUUGGACGCCGAAGGCGCACUUCUUUGGGUUGAGACGGAGCCUGAACUCCUUCAUGAUUUCAAAGAUUUCCCGUAGGUCGUCGGCAUGGGCGGAGGCCUGCCUGCUCUUGACGAUCAUGUCGUCGACGUAUGCCUCCAUCGUCCGGCCGAGGACUGCUCUGAAGAUCUUGGCCACCAUCCUAGUAUAGGUGGCGCCGGAGUUUUUGAGUCCGAAGGCAUGACGAGGUAGCAAAAGAUUCCCUCUGGGGUCAUGAAUGCCGUCUUCUCAGCGUCAUCUUCAUGCAUGGAGAUUUGGUGGUACCCUCUGAAAGCAUCAAGGAACGACAUCAACUCGCAUCCCGCCGUCUCAUCCACCAGCUGAUCAAUGUUGGGGAGAGGGAACGGGUCCAUGGGGCACGCCUUGUUCACGUCGGUGUAAUCAACACACAUUCUGAAUGUCGGCGGUUUUUGGGCGAGGACGACAUUGGCCAGCCACGUCGGGUACUUCACCUCUUUGAUGUGGUUGAUUGAGAGGAGCAUGGCGACCUCCCCUUUGACGAUGUCCCGCCUGUCGGUGGAUAGGUAGAGCCGCUUCUGCUUGACAGGCGCAGAGGCCGGAUCGACGGUCAGCUGGUGGGUGAUCACCUGGCGGCUGAUGCCUGGCAUAUCGUCCGGACCCCGCGCGAAGAUAACGGCGUACAACCGUAGGACGAGGAGGAUGGCAUUCCGCUAGUCCUGCGGGAGUUGCUUCCCGAUUCUGAGAACCCGCUCCGGCCGGGAUGUAUCCAGAGGGACUUCCUCGACCUCCUCGUCCGGUUCAGCGUGCGGCCUCUCCUCGUCCUUGGCAACGGCUACCGUGAUGGUGUCUAUCCUCUGUCCUUCCCUUUCGGCCGGCCUCGUUAGCUUGAGGUAGCAUGCUCUGGCUAUCCUGUGGUUUCCUCUGGCGCAGCCGAUGCCGCCAUUGGUGGGGAACUUUAGACAUAAGUGCUUCAUGGAAAUGAUGGCCUCCAAGUCCUCCAGUGCUGGCCGCCCUAAGAUCAGGUUGUGGGCGCACUAGAGGUUGACCACCAUGAACUCCAUGUCAAUUUUGGCGCGGUGGGGGCCGUUGCCGACUUCCACGGGGAGGACUAUCGUGCCCUCGGCGUCGAUAGAGUCCCCGGUGAAGCCGGACAGCGGUGUCUUGAUCGGCUUCAGCAGUGCUCUGUCUAGCUUCAGCUGCCUGAAGGUAUCCAGGUACAUCACGUUGACGGAGCUCCCCGUAUCGAUGUAAGUGCGGUGGAUGAUAGUGUCACCGAUCUCACACCGGAUGACGAGGGCAUCCCUAUGUGAUUCCGUACCGGGAGGCAGAUCCUUGUCGGUGAAGGUGAUCGCCUCUGUUCGCUGCUUCUUCGGCUGGGGGGGAAUGUGGGACACCUCCCCUAUGUAGAGGGAUUGGGCCCAUUUCUUUCUCUGGGUGACGGAGUCCCCCCCGUAUUCCCACCCACAAUGAGGUGAAUGUGAUUCUUCUUUGGCGGGGGCUCUUCGAAGUCCUCUUCGUCGCUGAGCCUGCCAAUCUCCCGCUUCUUCGUAGAGGGUUCGCCCCCUGGUUUGCCGGUGUUUACCCAUGUAUUUUUGCGUGGGCCACCUUUAACAAACUGGGAGAGUUCCCCCUGACGAAUAAGGCGCUCGAUGGCUUUCUUCAGCGUGAUGCAGUCGUCGGGGUUGUGCGAGGAGUUCUUGUGGAACCGGCAGUAUGUGCCGCCUCACUGGAUGGCAAGGACCUCCUCGGCCGGCCGAGGAGCCUGCUCGAUGAGGCCGUGCUUCUCGGCAUAGUCGAGGAUGGUGUCGAUCGGGUGAGUGAGGGCAACUUCCGGCCGUUCCAACCUCGGCCGCCAGUGGCGAUCUUUCUUACUUUGUCCACCAGAGCCGUGACGGCCCUGGGCACCCUGGCCGGCCGGGGACGGACCCGGGGCCGGCGAAGGAUUUGUCUUCUUGGAGGGAUGGCCUCCCUCUUUCUUGUGGUUGUGGAGCUCGUCGGCGUCGGCGUACAAGCUUCCGCGCUGGAGCGCCUUGGCGUACGACCUUGGAGGGUCGGUGAUGAGGCUCCUGGCGUAUGGGGAGCUGCGGAGGGCUCCUUGGUACAGGAAGAGGAGGGUGCGCUCAUCGGCCCCCUCGACUUCUUCGGUCUCCCUCGUCCACCGAUCCAUGAACGACCGGAGGGACUCAUCAUGUUGCUGCUUGACGGAGAGGAGGUGGGUGAAAUACUUCUUCGCGCGCUUCCUCCCGGCAAAGUGGGUGAGGAAGCGUUGAGCAAGGUCCUGCCAUGAGUCAAUACUCCCUUCGGGGAGCGCGUUGAACCACUCAUACGCUGGCCCCUCAAGAGUAGAGAGGAACCAACGGCAGAGAUAUUCAUCCGACGCAUUCACCAUCAGCAUGUUGUUCUGAUAGCGGCUGAAGUGCUCCUGGGGGUCUGAUCGGCCAUCGUAGGACUUGAUGGCGUUUCCCCUGUACAUCUCCGGGAUGGGGGCCGAGAGCACCCUGUUGGUGAAAGGGGUCCUGGUCCUGACCUGGAUGAUGGGGUCACCUCGCCCUUCGGCCAACUCCCUCUCCAGGGCGCUGACCUUGUUCAUGAGAGCGUUGAGGUCGGGGUCGUUGGAGGCGCCAGCCGUGGGGGUGUUGGCCGAUUGCCUGGCCUCCAUCUGAGCCAGCCUCCUUUCCAGCUGGGCAAUGACCUCGUCCCGGGGGUCCCUGGCGGCUGCAGCGGCGCCCUGCUGGUUCCUCAUGCGCUCGUCGUGGGCCGCAUUGAUCUGGCGACGCACGUCGUCCUCGUGCAGCUUCCCCUUGCCCUUGUCCGGGCGGGGCUGGUCCGCUGUCCGGGACACAGACCCCAAGCUUUCCCUUGGCGAGCCAGACCGACGCUCACCAAUCCGCCCUGCCAUCCUCUCCAAAACCGGACGACGGCGCGUGUCACCCAGCCUAUUGAAGGUAGAGGCUUUUCCACGCGCUGGGGUCUGCCCAGGCCGAAGAGGGGAAACGGGGUGGGAGUGGGACGACGCCGUGUCCUCGGCCAUCACCCCCUCAUCGUUGCCUAUCUGGACGGCCAACAGUUGGGGCUGAGGAGGUGGAGUGACGUUCCCCCGGGUCCUUGGCAAGAGUGCGCUGAGGACGGUGGGGUUCUGGGCCAGGCUGGCGAUGAUGACCGACAGCGCGGCCUGGACCUGUGGAUCCACAGACGGAGAGGCCGCGGCCAUAGGCUGGGCCGGGGCGUGGUCCGUCUUCUCAGCUCGUUUCUUGUCCAAGCCGAUGCGGGCAUCAGGGGCUCCGCCGUUGAGCUGGUUGCGGAGGUCCCCCUCCGCCGACCUGGUCGGCCGUAGCAUCCUCCUCGUGCUCCCUGGCCUCCUGGUCCUCAGGGAUGGCCUUGCUGACGAGGUUGCGGUUUGAUUUAGUUCUUCCCAUGAUCAGUGGUUAGCUGUGCUUGGUAGCGACGAAGGGUGCUAACUUGAUUGUUCUAGCUCUCAACGAGAGCACCAAAUGAUAGGGUAAUUGUCUAGAGAGAAGUGAGAGCUAGAGAGAGAAGUGCAAUAAUAUGCUUCAAUAGAAUGAUUUUGUCAGCCCUACAACUACUCCCAAGGGGAGUAUUUAUAGAGAAAAUACGGGCUGGGCUCCCAAGCCUUGGGUUUGGGAGGCCCAUUUACAACUGGACCGCUACUGGGCCGAGAUACAAAGUGAUAAGAAUGAUUAAGUAUGAAAUCUGGUUCUGUGAGGUCUUCGUGGCCGACGAGGGCGUGGCCGACGAGGGCACGGCCGACGAGGGCACGGCCGACGAGGGCACCUGAGUUUCUUGUCUUCAGGACCAUAUUAUGAGUUGGUACCUGAUGGAUAGUCUACCCGGGGGUAUAUAUCCGAAGGGUUAUUACGGAAAUGAUGGAUAGUCUACCCGGGGGUAUAUAUCCGAAGGGUUAUUACGGGGAAUAACUUAGAGAGAAGUCAGAGCGAGUAAGUAAAAGUAGAGAGAGAAGACGUAUUAUAAAUGCGGAGUGUUUUCAGCGUGUUAUGACCUGGUUACAAAUGGGGAAAAGGGGUGCUAUUUAUAGCAGCAAUAAAUGACGGGCAGGGACACGUGUCAAGCGCUCAUUGGCCGAGGGGUCACCUCAACGGGUUGGCGCUGGCAGCCGCAUGUGGCCGCAUUUACUGCGGCUGUUGGAUGGGACGUCUGUGCGGGGUACGGUGAUCUGUACGCAUGUGAGGCAGAUAUCUUGUCGAGUGAGAUGCCUUCGGCUAUAGAGCAGUAGCCGAGGGCUCUUCCACCCGAUGGCACCCCUGGUGCCGAGGGCUCACAGUGCCGAGGGCUGCCGUUUUCGCCCAGUUUCUUAGUUUGCUUGAGAAACCCGUUCUGUGAUAAUUUGGAGCCUUCAGCCAGGGGGGCGAAGGCACCCCUGUGCGUUGUGCGGACUGCUCGGUACUCUGGGCGCUGUGAUUUCGGCCUGUUGGGCCUGUUGGGCCUUUUGGGCCUUCGCUGGAGUAGUAGGAGUCUGUGGGCCGGGGGUUCCCGGGCCAUAUACUCCAUCAGGAGUCCCUCACUCUUUUUACCGAAAGGUACUUGAGGGAAAAAGAGUAAUUUGUGCUUGCCCUUUGAUGUUUGUCCCGUCGUGAUCUCUGAAGUUGGUGAGGAGUCGUUGCUUCUAUGUCCCUGCCGAAGGCAGUCCCUCAGUUACCCACAUGUCGGGACUUGAGGGCUUGCUUUGUUGUUUGUUGGAAUUUCACAGAUUUUGUAAUUUAAUGAUUUUCCCGAGGGGGUCCUCCAGUCCCCCACGCCUUGAGGCACUUGUAAAGUGGUGAAAAGGAGUAGAGUAGUUGCGUUGCUGUUGCGGGCCGAAGGCUGACGCUUCUCGUUUCAUUUUGGGGGGAUGCCUCGUUAAAAACCUCAUUAGGAAAAACCCUUUGGGAAAAAAUCCUAAUGAGGGAAAAAGAGUGCACCGAAUUCCCCCAAUGAUGAAUCGAAAAUGUCAAACCUUGGUGAAAAAUGGAGAAUGACGGGAAUGCCGAAGGCUCUCUCUUCUGAGGGCUCCUGUGUUGAUUAGCCGAAGGCUUGCUGUUGAUGUCCUGGUGGUGCCGAAGGGGAGCCCCUCAAUCCAGUGAUCGAGGGCCUGCCAGAUGAGGGCAGCAGUGAAGUUGUUACCGGGGGGGUCCACUGUUUGUUGAUUAGUUGGUGAUGAAGAUACCCGAGGGCUCCCAUUACCUGUGUGUCAUGGGUCAUCCGUCAAUGAGGCCACUCCCCGGGGGCUACACGGUUUUGCAAUGCUGAGGGGGAAUCCCCGAGGGGUCCCCUGAUAUGCAGCCCUGGGGAUCUGAAGGAGUGAUCCCGAAGGCGACUGUUAUGUGCUGUGUGGGCGCAACCCGGGGGCACUUCUGAGUGAGUGUACCCGGAGGCUAUCCUUGAUGAAGUGGAGUGAAGUAGAAAAACCCGGGGGCUUCCAGAAUAUAGCCGUUGGAAAUAUAGCCGUUGGAAUAUGUAACGACAGGAUAUAGCCGUUGGGGGGGGUGGCACACGUGGCGUGUGAUGGCUGGCUGUCCGUGGGCGUCGUCACCGGUUGGGCGAAGACGCGGUGAGUAAUGAUGGCGUCCAUACGGAGGCCCGGAACCCAGGCCCAAGCCCGGAUUCCAGCGCCUAUAAAUACCCCAAGGCCAGGCAUUCCUCCGUGUGCGAAAAACUUGUUAGCGAAGCUCUGCCAAUUUUUCUAGAGAGAGAAACAGCAGCCCCCGGUUGAAUCCUCUGUUCUUAAGGCAUCCCCGUCUCUAUGGUGAACGUAAAGGGCCUUGCACGUUUGAAGAAACAGGACCCGAAGGGGUCGGGACAGGGCAUCCAGAAGCCCGCCACUGCCCUCUUUAAGAAAGCCGAGGGCGAUGCCGCUGCCGGAAAGAGGAAGGCAGUGACCAAGGGGUCCCCCCCGGCUACCAAAAAGCCGAAGAAGGGGGAUGUCGCCGAGAAGGAGCCCCCGGUCAUUAUCGCUGAUGAGCACCCCGCCUCCGGGGUGCAGGUGGAGAGGCUGCCGGGUGGAACGCCGGCGGGGGCAGAGGAGUUGCUGCCUGAGAUCCUCCAAGUCGCGUUCCCGAGGGGUACAUCUUUGGCCAGCGGCGCUGUCGACCCGGGGGCCAUCCUGAGGGGUAUGACCCCUGAGACGGAUAGGGCUGCCCUUGGGGCCUAUAAUGAUGCGGCCCUCGAGGACCACAUUCUCCGCUCCUCCCUCUCUGCUUGCUUAGCCCUCGGCGAACAGGCUCGGAGGCUUCAAGAAUGGCGCCUCCACAAAGUGGAGCAAGACGCCAGAAUGAGGGAGUGCCUCCUCAAGAACCAAGAGGCGGUGAAGCUGGGGGCCCAGCUAGAAGAGGAGCUCCGGCAGAUGAGCUUGAAAUUGGAGGCUGCAGAGAAAGGCAAGGCUGAUGCUGAGGCCGCUGCUGAGGCCGCUGCUAAAGAGGCUGAGGACUCCAAAGCGCUAGCCGUCGCCAAGGCUCAGGAGGAGGCCGUUGAGGCCUUUGUCGCCGAGGGUUGGAGAGCCGAGGGGCGCAAGAUGUGGGUGUCCUCGGUCGUGGAGGCAUGCGUUGAAGAAUGGGCCGAGGGCCCUGGGUGGGAAUGGAUGGCCCGGAAGGGCAGAGAGUACUAUGAAGCCGGCGAAUUCUUCACCCAGGCCCUCAUCUACCGGAGGAUGGCCCGACAUUUGGGCAUUGAGCAAAAGGACUUCUCCCCCUCAGCGUAUGGCCUUCCUCCCCUGCAGCCUGAUGUCCGUGAGUCGCUCCCGGAAGGUGUUCAGAGGCCCGACCUUGAGGACACGGAGUUGAAGAAUGAGGCCGAGGACGACGCCGUCGAGACCGGAGCGGAGGCAUCAUCGAGGCCGGCUGCAGAGGGCCCCCCGAUGAAUGAUGCUGUCGUAGUUGUAGAGUGACUUCAUAAUUUGUAAUGUCUGAAUACAUUUUGUAACGAACAACAUUGAUCCUUCGGCUUCGGCCCGUUUGUAAUAGUAACAUCGCAAUUACACUUGCUUUUUUUUUAUGAUUGAAUGAUCGCAUUCGGGCUUUGUAUAUAUG
This is a messenger RNA of Cuscuta europaea, 12163 nucleotides long. The record is from the annotation of a GenBank genome assembly. Lineage: Eukaryota; Viridiplantae; Streptophyta; Magnoliopsida; Solanales; Convolvulaceae.